AUGCAAGCCACGGCAACGGCAACCACAUUUCGCUUACGUAGUUCCACAUAUAAUGGCACCGAUCGAAAGAGUAAUUCCAGGUUGAGACAAUACAAAUGUAUUUCGACCUGUAGUACUCGUAGUUAUCAAUACUACAGCGAAGGACAGCAAAUAUCCAGCUCUACAACGUCCAUCUCAUCGACUGCUUCAACCUCAUCAUAUUAUGGCGACUCCUCUUUGGGCUCUACCAGCAGCAGCAGCAGCAGCGAAAGCGAAAAUUACUUCAUUCAGCAACGAAGGGAGCUAAUACAACGCCCACGAAGUUAUUCACUUUCAGUUAGCAGCGAAAGUGAUUGUUGUUUUUUCCAUGCGUACUAUAGCGACCGUUAUGGUGGUAGUAGCAUUAAGAAGCGUAACAGUCAGCGAUCGCCUCAUGUACGGCAACAGCAAUGGAGAUGGCUGCAGUACGUUCAACAGCGACAGCUUAGCAGCAACAUUGACAGUGAUAGCAGUGAAAGCGUUUACUUUGCAGCCCACCAGCAGCAAAAGCAAAUUUUUGAGACAUCAACUGCCAUUUCAAAUGAUCCACUAGAUAUGGCGUAUUGCAAUGACAACGAAAAUAUAAGGGAAAAUAGCACACCCAGUGCCUCCACGGAUUUGGCUAAAAACAAAAGAUCACGCAUUAGAGCACCCUCGCCAAAAGCGCUGCCUAAACCGCCACAACAUUGGCUGAUGAGCUUAGCGGAGUGUGAGCAGCAAGGCAGUGCAACCGUAGCGGCCAAUCUAUUCCCUUCAGUAUACUUUAGCGAUUUCUACGGAGGUUAUGGCGUUGAGCAUACUCAGCUGAACCAACUGAACAAUAUUGAUACUUACAUUUUAAAGCUUUUGCUAAAGGUGCAAUCAUAA
This is a messenger RNA of Rhagoletis pomonella (apple maggot), 885 nucleotides long. RefSeq lists its product as uncharacterized. The transcript has a single exon. The record is from RefSeq and is a predicted model, not a curated record. The coding region runs from base 1 to 885 and encodes 294 amino acids. NCBI's taxonomy places the organism in Eukaryota, Metazoa, Arthropoda, Insecta, Diptera, Tephritidae.